AUGUCUUCUCCUCCAAUUAGAGUUUUCUACAAAGGCGAUAGCGACUACAGUGUGUUUAUUGACUCCAAGGACGCUUAUGAAAAGUACAAAGAGGAUUCAACUGUACCAUUGAGUGACGUCAUUUCCGUCUACAAGGUUUUUCAUAGCAGAGUUGGUGGUAACGAGGGUGUAUUGGAUGAGGUAUCUAAUCAGCAGCUUGAAAAUGAAUUUGGCUCCUCAAGAGCAGAAGAUGCAAUCUUAAAGAUCCUCAAAGAAGGUGAAAUGAAGACCAAUGUCUCUGGCAUCCAAAAGAGAGAGUGGAGCUCAACUAACGAUGCCAAAUACAGUAGCCGUACAUAUUGA
Molecule: messenger RNA, 342 nt
Organism: Saccharomycopsis crataegensis
Lineage: Eukaryota; Fungi; Ascomycota; Saccharomycetes; Ascoideales; Saccharomycopsidaceae
Gene: RTC3
Product: Rtc3p
Exons: 2
Coding region: 1-342 (113 amino acids)
Source: RefSeq, a predicted model, not a curated record